Molecule: messenger RNA, 2863 nt
Organism: Amoebophrya sp. A120
Lineage: Eukaryota; Dinophyceae; Syndiniales; Amoebophryaceae
Source: the annotation of a GenBank genome assembly
UCAAAAGACUUCGACCUGCAUCUGUGGCCCCAGCCGACGUUAGCUUGAGUGAUUCGACACAAUAAAGCGCCACUCAUAAUGAUAAAAUUGCGGUGCUCUUGUCUUCCGCCGUCUCUUUCUAGCUCUUUUUUUGUCGUGAACCUUCCUGUCCUUACCUGCUACAGCAGGGGACGCCAGCUCUUUUGUAUAAUAAAAUUCGGUGCUGGAUAAACCCGCCGUUAUCUUGGAGCUUUUUUUUCUCUCGUACUACCCAUAUUACGUGAAAAAUGCUUUGCGAUCUUUUGUUCGCUGUCUGCUGUGGGUUGGACCCCGACUUGCUUUACACGCAAACAAUCCCGGAGAACAGAGGACCUGAGUUGAUGCUUGAAAUCCUGACCUACUUCUGCUACACCCACCACCAUACGCAGAACCGAGUCGGCAUGUGCCCCCGCGCUGGGCCAGCAGAGCGUUAUAUCAAAGUCGGUAUAAUAUGCGUAAUCUGAUUUCCUUUCCUCAUUGUAUAAGUACAAUUCGUCGAAACUGAAAGAUAGUGUCACUUUGUCACAGAGCCCGAGAACGCAGGUGUACUUGGUUAUUAUCAGAUAAAACCAAAAAAACAGGCAUGUCGGGAGACGACAAGUACAUGGUCAAAGGGCUGUUGACAAUGUUUCCGAUGCACGAAGAGCCGGUGAGUGCGCACGGGCUCUGGGAGAAGGUAAAGAAAACAUUUCGGGCCCCUGGUGCGACGACCAGUUCGGACUUUAUUUUGUUUCUUCACCAGGGCUUCGCCCCGUCUCCAGCUCUGCUUACUACUUCGUAUGAUUUUUUUCUGAAACAAGAGACCUCUCUUGCACCCAAACAACACAGUACAUUCGGGAUCUGUUCGAAUACGUGGGAAAAAAAGACAAGAAGUCCUGUCGCCUCCUGGAAGACGUGGUCAAAACGAUGGAUUCAGCGGUGCCGGAGGCGAAAACGCACUUGGGUUGUAAGUUUUGAUUAUUCCGUUGAUGAGUUCCACCAAAGAUGACGUUCUUCUCAUAGAGCCGGUAGGCAUGAUAAACCUAUGCUCAGCGGCGAGCUGUUGAUGAAUGACAAAUGCAAUCAUUUAUUUUCUCGCUUAUCACUUUCUUUCCGUAUACAUUUUUAUUUUUCCAUACAGGCGACGCCGCCUUUCGCGACCGCCACACUACUCCGAACCAGCACUACACUGAGAAAGAGUAUCUUGAGGAAGAACGCCUCCGCCCCACUAUCUGUGUACUACAGGAACAGGAGAUGUUAGCAUAGCACAAUCGGGCCAUCGCAGUGCUGCAAGUACCUAAAGUCAGCUGGUGCGGCCGUAUCACAGAUCGAUCAAUUUAUCCUGCUGGUAGCAUGACAAAUUUCAAAUUACCAUAUACAAAUUCCCUCAUGGGGUUACGCAUGCGAAACGUCUUGGGCCCGCAUCUUUGGAUGAUAAAGUUGGGGGGGGGAGGGGUUUUUGCAAAGGAUAGAGAGCAGGUAUUGUUCGCGCGAUGGUUAUAUCCACUACAAAUAUGUCUGCGUCUGGAAGGAUGCGACUUGUCAUGGUGCCUUUAGAUCAUGUGCGAUAAAAUCCGUAUUUGCUACCCGGAGAGGGCAUUUCUCAUGCGGUAAAAGCAUCAGAAAGCCUUCGCAGAGUCUGUGAUGCUAGGGCUUGCAUCAUGAAAGUCAUCGGUCAUGGAAACUAUGCAUGACAAACCUGGCAUUUCUCCAGACCCAGACAUAUUUGCAAUGCAUAGGCUGGAGGUCGGCUGCAAGGCUCUGCAGGACGCCAAGAAGAAUAACCAACGCAAAAAUGUCUGGGUCGGGAAGUAGAUCUUGCGUAUUUGUCAUGCCUCUUUAUUUGGAUGAUGCAAAGCCGGUUAUCCGUGUUUUUCUCCUACCCCAUCAUGCAUCUUCAAUACGGGGGAGGGUUCGCUUUUUGUGCAGCAGUAAGUGGGCAAUUCGUAGGCGGCACACUCACGCUGCAACACAAAUUUUCAUGUGACCCAGCGUUCGCAUUGCAAGCUUGCAUUUUGGUUCCAAGCCCAGACAGAUUUGCGGUGGAUAAGGACCAUGAAUGGACCGAACGCGGGUGCGAGAUUCAAACCUAUCAAUUGCAAAAAUGUCUGGGUCUGUAAGAUUUCUAGAUUUGUCAUGCAUAUUUUCCAUGACCCAUGAUGUCUGUGAUGCGUGCCGUAGCAUCACAGAUUUUUACAGCGCUUUGCAAUACCUCUACAGCAUGGGAACCCUCUCCGCAUGGCACAAACUGGAGUCCUCUUGCUGGUCAUGCAAUACAAAUUUUUUCGGAAUCCAGAGACAGUGUCACAAGUUUAGAAUGUUCCAGACCCAGACAUUUUUGCAUUUGAUAAAACCUGUGCGUUAAGUACCAAAUUCCAGACACGCCCGCGGGAUUCUAUGAAAACUACGACCCGAUGAAGUAUAUGACCUUUAGUCCUAACUAAACUCGAAGCACGUGAGAACAAGAGCUUCCUUUGAGUCCACUGUGUCGUGCUGUUUCCCGUUAUUACACUGAACAUAAAACUCUUUACUUUUUGUUGUUUCAAAGAACACUGCUCUUACUUCGAAUUAAUCGGUUGAAACGUGGUGAAAAAAUUUUAACAGGGUUGCUGAACUUUUAAGAAAGCUGCUGAACUUUUAACAGAGUUGCUGAACUGUUUUAACAGAUGAAAUGCUGAACUUUUACCAGCGACGUGAUGUAGUUCCGAUGACUUCGCUGCAGGGGCUAAUUGAAAAUUGCUGAGGUAGACAAAACCAAGAAACUUCAGAUAUUCAGAGCUGUCUUGCAAAAAGACCCGACGAAGCAAACCCUCGUACGCGAGAAAGAACCUACUUGUUUCACAAUUGUGUGCGCUAAAGAAACUAU